Molecule: messenger RNA, 499 nt
Organism: Octopus sinensis (East Asian common octopus)
Lineage: Eukaryota; Metazoa; Mollusca; Cephalopoda; Octopoda; Octopodidae
Product: actin-related protein 2/3 complex subunit 3-like
Exons: 4
Coding region: 8-499 (163 amino acids)
Biological process (GO): regulation of actin filament polymerization; Arp2/3 complex-mediated actin nucleation
Cellular component (GO): cytoskeleton; Arp2/3 protein complex
Molecular function (GO): actin filament binding
Source: RefSeq, a predicted model, not a curated record
UCUACAAAUGCCAGCUUUUAACUGCCCAAUUAAACAUGAUGGAAGAUCAAUUGGCGAUUUUGCCAUUAUGCCCUUAAAAACCAACGCGAGAGGACCAGCCCCAAUAAUAAGCAAUAAAGAAACAGAGGAUAUUGUAGACGUAGUAAUUUCCUAUUUUCGACCCAACGUUUUACAUAAAUUAUACGAAAUUGAGUCUCACUCGGAUAGAACAUUCAUUUAUGGUAUCCUCUACGUUUCAGAAUGCAUUAAAAUAAUCGCCAAACAGAAAGAAAAAUCGAGCGCAGUUAAACAGCUCAAUGCUAAAGCUGUUCAAACAUUUUCUAUUCCUGGCGAUUCGAAGUUUCCUCUUAACUCUGUCUAUAAAGCUCCAAGUAGUUCAGAAAAACAAGAUCUUCGGGAUUAUAUUAUGCAGAUGAGAAUUGAAAUAGGGCAAAGACUUGUGGAUAUUAUUUAUAAAAAUGGACCAAGCGAACCCUCAAAGGUUGGAAGUUUUUGUUAA